Molecule: messenger RNA, 2093 nt
Organism: Thunnus maccoyii (southern bluefin tuna)
Lineage: Eukaryota; Metazoa; Chordata; Actinopteri; Scombriformes; Scombridae
Gene: sh2d7
Product: SH2 domain containing 7
Exons: 6
Coding region: 461-1822 (453 amino acids)
Cellular component (GO): cytoplasm
Source: RefSeq, a predicted model, not a curated record
UAUUUGUGUUUUGCACCUCAGGGCCACCAUACCAAUUGAAGGGUGAGUCUUGAUAAUAUGUCUGACUGUGUGAACAGAUUUUUGUUUCCACACAGUGAUCAAUAGAAGUACACACAAACCCAUGUCCCUACUUCCCACAUCAGCUCCUCCAUUUCUUACAAAGUCAAGUAAAAAGUAUAUCAAACCAACAAACUUAUAAAAUGUACUACUGUAUGUGACCAAAUCGUCGAAGCUGAAUCUGGGACAAGGAACACAGAUAGUAAAAUGAAACAGUCAGUGAGAGGCAAAGGAGUCACAGGUAGAUAAACUGAAACAAUACCGCUUUUCAGAUGGAAGAGACGCCCAACGGAAAUAGUCAAAUGAGGCACCUUUCCUUCCUUUUGAGAGAUAAACGUAAUUCGAGCAGAGAGCACACAUGGUGUGCCAGUGCUCUGUCAGCUCCUGACUAAACGUAGUGAGGAUGGAGAAGAAGUCAGGUGUUGACCUGCAGAUGGAGACAUCAGAAGGAGGCCUGAAGGAGCUGGUGCUGCGGUGGUUCACUGAGACGCAGGCGCCGCUCAUCCUGCACAACGGAAACUUCCCAGACUGGUUUCAAGGCUUCGCUGCAAGAAAGGAUGCGGAAGAUCUAUUGAGAGAUAAAGCUCUGGGCUGUUUUCUCAUUCGCCUCAGUGAUAAAGCCGUUGGCUACAUCCUGUCCUACAAGGGUCUCGACAGGUGUCGCCAUUUUGUUAUUACCCAGGACCAGGAUGGACUGUUCGUCAUAUCAGGAGACUGCCAGACUUACCGCACUCUCACAGAGUUAAUAGAGCACUACAAGGUCAGCCCCAUCCAGCCCUUUGGAGAAUACCUGACCUCCAGCUGUAAUCAGGUAAACACAGGUGAGCUGUAUGACGUGGUGAAUUACAACGACAAAGAGAAAUCAGGAGUGAGUGUUCAAGCUCUGCGAAACCUGUGGGACAAGAAGAAUGAUCACAGUGACCCGAUCAAUAAUCAAAGGAUCCAUCAACAAAUCGACCCUCUCACGGGGCAGCCACCUGCGCUGCCACCUAAAUCCAAAAGCAGAAAGCUGACAGGAACUGUGUCUGUGGACGCAAUGUCCCUCUCUCAGGGUGUACCUCCACUCCCAAAAAGAGGCAUUCCUCUGGUCUUCACCCUGAGCGGAUCUUUGCCCGAUACGACAUCACAUCCAAGCGAUGCCCAGAGCGACACAAACAGAGCAGAGAGACUCAGAGGAAACACAAACCCGCUGCUCAUGUCUGACAGAAACUCAUUUAACACCACAGACACAAAAUAUCCGGGUGAUGUUUGUCCUGCGGGUCACUCAGAGCGGACACAGGUGGAGAGCAGAAGCAAAUCUCUACCAAGGCUGGACAACAGCAACAUGGAGGAGGAGGAGGAAUACUCCAACCAGCUGAGCAGCCCCCCUGUCACAACGCCAACAUCUCAUUCUCCCUCUCCAGUGAAGAGGGUCACCUGCCACACCUACUCACUCCACGAGCCCAGGCUGAGCAGCUCCAGGUCAGAGCAGCAGAGUGAUGAUCACGAGGUGCUGAAGUCCAACCCGCUGUACGACAUCUCACAGGCGUCCGUAGGGAGUUCAGCUCAGCAGGGUGAUGUCAUGUACGCCAAGGUCUCCCAGAGGUCAGCGUCCGCUGCCGCUCUGCCCGACGACACCUACGAGCUGAUCCCAGGGGAGGCCGCCGCCAUGCAGGGGAAUAUGUACGAGUCGCUGGAGGACAUGAAGACCAAGAAGUCUAAAUCCACUUGGGGCAAAAAUAAUAUGAAAUGGAAGAAAUUCCUGCCUGAUUACAAGAAGAAAUAAAAGUGACAAAAGGACUCACAUGGAUAAUUUGUGUUCAGAUACAGAACAGACUGAUGUUGAUGUAUGAAACAAAAAGAAAUGAGAAGCAAAUAGAAACUCGUUUUAAACACUCCAUGAAUCACACUCUACAUACAUUUUGUUAGUUUUCCUUCAUUUAUAAUUUUUUGUAUGUCUGGAUUUGUCAACUAAGCUAUUUUUGAUUCUUGUUUUUGUGGUACAGUAGUGGUAGCAGCGGUGAUAUUUUAGUAAUUGUAUCAGUGGUGGCAUAAAA